This is a messenger RNA of Cyprinodon tularosa, 1132 nucleotides long. RefSeq lists its product as uncharacterized. NCBI's taxonomy places the organism in Eukaryota, Metazoa, Chordata, Actinopteri, Cyprinodontiformes, Cyprinodontidae. The record is from RefSeq and is a predicted model, not a curated record. The coding region runs from base 333 to 995 and encodes 220 amino acids. The transcript has 7 exons.
UUCUGGAUGAAGAAGUUCUGGCCCAGAGGAGACGGUUCUGGAGUUAUUUCAGGAAUGUGGAGUUCUAAUGAUAGGCGGGCUGUGGUUUCCUCCACAGAGAUGGAGUAACAGCAGAACCAGAACCAGAACUCGGACCCAGACUGUAAAUCAGCCUGUUGUUAUUGUUGCUGCUGGGCGGGUCGCUGUAGGAGGGGGGCAGAACCGGUGGGUCACAUGACCACAGCCCACUUCCUGCCAAACACACAAUAAGACACCAGGACCUGCAGACCCACUCAGAAACCUCCAGAACCACCAUCCAUCUGAAGCUUCAGGACCGACCCGUUUGGACCAGCAUGUGGAUGUUUGUGAUCUUCAUCAGCCUGCUGGAUCAGAACCAGGCAGCUCCUCUACCAGAACACCAUGGAGCAUUCCAGAAGGUUCUGCAGGAUCAGCUGGCCCAAACCGCAGUCACUGGCACGCCUCCUGUCCCCCAGCAGAAGACAUCGUCCUCAUCUUCCUCCUCCUCCUCUUCCUCUUCAUCUUCCUCUUCAGACUCCUCAGAGUCCAGUCAGCAGCCCAUGAUGUUCCAACCGCUGAAGGACCGACAGCAGCUGGAGAACACGGCAGUGGAGCAGGUGGACUCACUGGAGAGCUCAGAGCUCCUGCUGCCUCCCAGUAACACCAGCAGCACCAGUCUGAGAGACGGAGGACCUGCUGAGGGCCCAGAAGGUCAACAUGAGGUCAUGCUGCAGACUUUGCACCACCUCCUGAGUCCAAACACAGAAACUCCUCAAAUCAACAAAGUGGGCGGAGACUUAACUGAAGGGGGUGUAUCUGAUGAGGAGGUGGGCGGGGCCACUCAGAGAUUAACAGCAGGAGAUGACAGCGGGGCCCAGGAGGAGAGGAAGAACCAGCUUCAACAUCUGUCAGACGACAGCAUGGAGAGAGAAGAUGGCAUGACCUUUCACCUUCCAGGUUUCCAUGGUAACGAAGCAGAGUUGGAGCUGGCCCUAUAACAGAGACCACGCCCCCGGCUGUGACCCGUCAUAUUUUCUAUUUAACAUGUUAUUAACUGAGCUAACAUCCCUACUGUAUUGCUAACAUGUGUCAAUAAUCUGGUUUAAUAAAAACAUUUCAGCUUAAUAACAGGAAA